This is a messenger RNA of Chondrus crispus (carragheen), 258 nucleotides long. RefSeq lists its product as hypothetical. NCBI's taxonomy places the organism in Eukaryota, Rhodophyta, Florideophyceae, Gigartinales, Gigartinaceae. Bases 1 to 258 code for a protein of 85 amino acids. The transcript has a single exon. The record is from RefSeq and is a predicted model, not a curated record.
AUGAGCAGGAGAUGUUGCGACAAGGGAAAGUUUGCGGGCGCUGAGCUGGAAGGAUUGAGUAAGGAACUAUUGAUAGUUGAUAUCAACAGUCACAUGAGUGAGACGUGGGCGGAUUAUAGAAAGGCAAUCAGAACAGGGCGACAUCCCAUUGUGACCAAUGGCGAUACAGGAUGCAAUCGCAGUGCAAAUCGGCUUCCACUUGGCGCGUGCAGGAGGAAGGAGGCAGUUCUGGAGGCGACGUUUCGUUGCGCGUGGUAG